This is a messenger RNA of Ramularia collo-cygni, 2529 nucleotides long. RefSeq names its product probable dimethylglycine dehydrogenase precursor. Gene Ontology annotation, cellular component: mitochondrion. The transcript has a single exon. The coding region runs from base 1 to 2529 and encodes 842 amino acids. NCBI's taxonomy places the organism in Eukaryota, Fungi, Ascomycota, Dothideomycetes, Mycosphaerellales, Mycosphaerellaceae. Gene Ontology annotation, molecular function: oxidoreductase activity; protein binding. The record is from RefSeq and is a predicted model, not a curated record.
AUGGCGUCCUCCCACCCGCGUGUCGUAAUCAUAGGAGCCGGAAUAGUGGGAACCAACCUUGCAGAUGAGCUGGUCUCUCGCGGAUGGAGCAACAUCACCGUCAUUGACCAAGGGCCAUUGGGAAUGCCGGGGGGCUCAACUUCUCAUGCCCCUGGUCUGGUGUUCCAAACGAACUCCUCAAAGACCAUGACUCAGUUUGCACGCUAUACCGUGGAAAAGCUCCAGUCUCUGGAAAAAGAUGGUCAAAACUGUUUCAACCAAGUAGGCGGCUUGGAGAUUGCUACAACUCCUGCACGUCUCAAAGACCUCAAGCGAAAGCAUGGUUGGGCGUCUUCAUGGGGCAUUGAAGCACGGCUGAUUAGCCCCGAGGAGUGUCUUCAAUUGUACCCCCUCUUGAACAAAGACAUGGUUCUUGGCGGUCUACAUAUCCCUAGCGACGGCCUGGCACUGGCUGCGCGUGCGGUGCAACUUCUCAUUGAACGCACGAAAAAGUCUGGCGUUCGCUAUGUCGACAUGACUCCGGUCACUGGAAUUGAACGCGCCAAUGGCCGUGUCACCGGAGUGACAACACCAAGUGGAAUCUUUCCAGCCGACAUUGUUGUCUCUUGCGCAGGGUUUUGGGGUGUUGAAAUCGGUGCCAUGGUCGGCCUCUCCAUUCCGCUGCUUCCCCUCGCUCACCAAUAUGUCAAGACGACUCCCGUGCCUGCAUUGAAAGCGCAUGAUAAUCCACCCAACUGGGCGAAGCUACCAAUGCWCCGUCACCAAGAUCAGGAUCUUUACUAUCGUGAGCACGGAGACCAGUAUGGAAUUGGAUACUACGGCCACCGGCCAAUGCCAGUCAACGCCGCAUCUCUGGGCCUGACGCCCAAGGACGUCAACGACAAGAAUAUGCCGUCCCGUCUAGCAUUCACCCCUGAAGACUUUGCGCCUGCAUGGGACGAGUCAAGGAAGUUGCUGCCUGCCAUGCGGGAAGUCGAGAUCGCAGAUGGUUUCAAUGGCAUCUUCUCGUUCACGCCCGACGGCGGUCCGAUUGUUGGACAGUCGCCGACGCUCGACGGCUUCUACGUAGCUGAAGCGGUGUGGGUAACACACUCGGCUGGCGUUGCACGAUCUGUCGCGCAACUUCUGACCACAGGACGCUCCGAAAUCGACCUAGGAGAGUGUGAGCUCACGCGAUUCGAAGAGGUGCAGCUCGCUUCAGACUACAUCAGUGAGACCUCACAGCAGAACUUUGUGGAGGUAUACGACAUAUUGCAUCCUUUGGAGCCUAGGCAGUCGCCCCGCAAUCUGCGUGUCAGCCCAUUCCACGCCAGACAACAAGAGCUUGGAGCUGUGUUCCUCGAGUCCAGGGCGUGGGAGCGUCCACACUGGUAUGAAGCGAAUGCGCCGCUCGUCAAAGAUUUGCCGCCUCAAUGGAAGCCAGUGGAGCGGGAUGCGUGGUCUGCUCGAUACUAUUCGCCUAUUGCAGCGGUAGAGGCGUGGAAGACUCGGACAGCGGUUGCCAUGUACGAUAUGACUCCGCUGCGUCGUGUUGACGUGUCCGGUCCUGGUGCAGUGGAUUUUCUGCAGCGUCUGACUACAGGCAACGUUGCUAAGAGUCCGGGGGCUGUCACCUACUCGCUGCUCUUGGAUAAGCAGGGAGGUAUACGCAGCGAUGCAACGGUUGCUCGCCUGGAGGAAAACUUAUUCCACGUUGGAAUUAACAGCCGUAUCGACCUAGUCUACUUGACCAGGGAAGCGAGACAACAAUCACAGCAGUGCCCCCAUCGCUGGGUUCAGGUUCGCGAUAUCACGGGCGGCACUUGCUGCAUCGGUCUCUGGGGGCCCCGAGCCUUCAACUUGGUCAGCGCUAUCAGUGUGGACGACCUAACGGACACCGGCCUCGGCCAUCACCAAGUUAAGAGAGCUCAUAUUGCUGGUAUUCCGGUCAUCAUGAUCCGUUUGACUCACGUUGGUGAAUUGGGCUGGGAAAUCUACACGAGUGCUGAAARUGGCCAGCGGCUAUGGGACGUUCUGUGGAAAGCUGGUCAACCGCACGGUGUCAUUGCAGCCGGACGCAUCGCUCUCAACGCACUGCGCAUGGAAAUGGGCUACAGAGACUGGGGCUCCGACAUGACCACCGAACACAACCCUUACGAGGCCGGUCUGGACCACACUGUCGAUCUAGCGAAGCCGAACUUCGUCGGAAGAAAGGCACUAUCACAGGUGGCCAAGAAGAGCGUGACCAAACGUCUACGCUCCCUCACCAUCAGCAACGGACGUUCGGUGGUGCUUGGUAAAGAGCCUGUCUUCCAUCAAGGCAAAGUGGUUGGCUACGUGACUAGUGCUGCUUUCGGCUACACGAUUGGGAAGCCCGUUGCAUACGCGUAUGUUCCAAGCAACAUCCGCGAAGGUGACAACGUCGAAGUGGAAUAUUUCGGUCGCCGGAUUCAAGCCACAGUGUCACCUGAUAACCUUCUAAGAGCAAGCCCUAAUGCUUGGAGACCGCAAGCAGCGCGCGAGAACGUUGAAGUCAGAGCACGAUUGUGA